Opisthocomus hoazin is the source of this 721-nucleotide messenger RNA. Lineage: Eukaryota; Metazoa; Chordata; Aves; Opisthocomiformes; Opisthocomidae. The record is from RefSeq and is a predicted model, not a curated record.
AUGGAACAGCCCACCAGCGGCAGCGAGGAAUACACUGCAGCGCUUCAGAACAUCAAAGAGCACGUGAAGCAGCUGGAGAAGGCCGUGUCGGGGAAGGAGCCGCGCUACGUCCUGCGUGCCUUGCGGGCUCUGCCCUCCACCUCCCGCCGCCUCAACUCCAACGUGCUGCACAAAGCCGUCAGCGGCUUCUUCACCUCCAACAGCUCCACGCGGGAUUUCCUGCUCGCCUUCCUGGAGGAGAAUUUCUGCCCUGUAUCAUGACAACCUAAGCUUUACUACGCCCUGAGUGUUUCUGCCCGAUAUCAGUGGUUCCGUUCCGGCUCAGCCCCUCCGCUCUCCCCGGGCAGCGGUUCCUCGGCUCUGACCUCCGUCCCCCUCCCGCAGGCUCAGAAAGUGUCGGACGACCUGAUGCAGAAGAUCAGCUCCCAAAACCGCCGCGCCCUCGACCUGGUGGGGGCAAAAUGUUACUACUACCACUCCCGCAUCUACGAGUUCCUGAAUAAGCUCGACGUGGUGCACAAGCUGCUCAUCGUGGUGGAGCUGCUGCUGGGGGAGAUCCCGGACAGGCUCCAGUUCCGACAGCCCUCGCUCAAGCGGUCGCUCAUGCCCUACUUCCUCCUGACCCAGGCCGUCAGGACCGGCAACCUGGCCAAGUUCAACCAAGUCCUCGAUCAGUUUGGCGACAAGUUCCAGGCUGACGGCACCUACACCCUGAUCAUUC